AGCUGGAGCAGUCUGCUGGAGCAGUCACUGUAACAGCCAAAGCCGAGAGGGACUGAAAGCAAAGAGAGAGAGAGAAAAGCUAAUAGAAAAUAAAGUAAGGUAGAAAAGGUAGUAAGUACAGUAAGUAAGGUAGAAAAAUUAAGAUUGACUCAAAAUUACAGAGAGAAAACAGAGCAAGGAAGCAUAACUGGAAAACCACUUCAGCCUGGGACAGAAGAGACUGAAGGAGAAAAAGAGACGCAUGAAAUAACUGAAAUCUUGGAUUUGAGACACAUGUUCAUGCGUGGACUGUCGCUGCUGUGAUCUGUCAUUCCCCGGCCGUUUAGUGUGUGCUUCAGAAGCAGAGGAGAGAGAGUGUGUGUGAGCCUGUUGUUCCUCUGGAGUCUACGGGACCAUGGCACCUGUCAGAAACGGAUGAACUUCAGCCUUGAAAGACUCUCAGAAGAAACAGAAAAAACGGCCUCCAGCAUAAAGAAUAAACUUUCACCGCAUCGCUGUCACAACAAGCAGGACGACUAAGAGCUGUCACGGCAACAGCUGCCACGACAACCAGCAUCCCGGUCAGCCAUCUGUGUGGCAGCUGUCUGACGUUUAUCCUUGACUGAGAAGUUCUGGUGGUCCUCAGAAGAUGAUGAUGACGGUGGUGAUGAUGUUCAGUUUGUUUGUUCUGCUUGGGCUGGUCAGCAUCAGCGCUUCAUCCAGUGGAAGUUCUUCAGUGGCCUCACCACGUAUGAAGCUGUCUUAUAAAGAUCUUCAGCAGUUUAAUGGAGUUAAGCGAUUUGAGUUAGAACGUUCGUGUUGUUUUGGAGCUCUCCUGUUGGAUGAAGAGAGAGGACGUCUUUUUGUUGGCGGUCGUAACUACUUGUUAUCGCUCAGUCUUGACAACAUCAGCAAACAGGAACAGAAGAUUAACUGGCCAGCGCCUGUUGAUUGGAGAGAAGAGUGCAACUGGGCGGGUAAAGACAUCAAUACGGACUGCGUCAACUAUGUGAAAAUUCUUCACCAUUAUAAUCGAACUCACCUGUACGCCUGUGGGACGGGUGCGUUCCACCCCACAUGUGUGUAUGUGGAGGUAGGACAGAAGUUGGAGGAUCACAUAUUUAGAAUCGAUCCCUCUCUGGCAGAAGAUGGAAAAGGAAAGAGUCCGUAUGACCCACGGCACACAUCAGCAUCUGUUCUGAUCGGUGAUGAGCUCUAUGCGGGCGUGGCUACUGAUCUGAUGGGGCGGGACUUCACGAUAUUCCGCAGUAUGGGACGUAGGCCCUCCAUACGAACAGAGCAGCACGAUUCACGCUGGCUGAAUGAGCCAAAGUUUAUAGCGGCGUUUGGUGUUCCCGAGAGUGAGAAUCCAGACGAUGAUAAAGUCUUCUUCUUCUUUAGAGAAACUGCUGUGGAAGCUCAGGGAUUCGGGAAGGUUACCUAUGCUCGGAUUGGUCAGCUCUGCCGGAAUGAUAUGGGAGGGCAACGCAGUCUAGUGAAUAAGUGGACGACAUUUCUAAAGGCUCGUCUUGUGUGUUCUGUACCAGGCAACGAUGGCACUGAAACACAUUUCGAUGAACUUAGGGAUGUGUUCCUGCUGCAGACCCGUGACAAAAAGAAUCCGCUGAUCUACACGGUCUUUACCACUUCCAGUAGUGUAUUUCAAGGCUCUGCGGUGUGUCUGUACACCAUGAAUGACAUUCGGCGGGCAUUUUUAGGGCCUUUUGCUCAUAAAGAGGGACCAAAUUAUCAGUGGGUGCCAUUCCAGGGUAAAGUGCCAUACCCACGGCCUGGCAUGUGUCCCAGCAAGACCUUCGGUAGUUUUGAAACCACUAAAGGUUUUCCUGAUAACGUAAUCCAGUUUGCAAGGCACCAUCCGUUAAUGUUUAAUCCAGUCACUCCACUGGGGGGCCGACCGCUGUUCCUGCGUACUGGAAUACCAUACAGCUUCACUCAGAUUACCGUAGACCGCGUCAAUGCGGCUGAUGGCCACUAUGAUGUAAUGUUCAUCGGCACAGAUGUUGGCUCUGUGCUGAAGGUGAUCUCUGUUCCUAGAGGAAGCUGGAGCAACACAGAGCUUUUGCUGGAGGAACUUCAGGUUUUUAAGGAUUCAUCGUCUAUUAUUAGCAUGCAGAUUUCCUCUAAACGGCAACAGCUGUAUGUUGGUUCAGACACAGGUGUGGUCCAGGUGCCUCUGCAUCGCUGCAGUAUGUAUGGCAAAGCGUGUGCCGAAUGCUGUCUGGCUCGAGAUCCUUACUGCGCAUGGGAUGGACACUCAUGCACACGCUACCUGCCAAACACCAAACGAAGGUUCCGGCGUCAGGAUGUGAGGAAUGGUGAUCCUAAUGCUCUCUGCUCUGGAGAUCACCAAAAACAGCGUGUCCUAGAGAAGAGGUUAUACGCUGUGGAUGGAAGCAGCUCGUUCCUGGAAUGUAUCCCUAAAUCACUGCAGGCCCAGAUUACAUGGACCUAUCAGAAGCACGCAGAAAACCCACGGGAGGAGGUUCGUCUGGAUGACCGCAUAAUGCACACAGAACGAGGUCUGUUGUUCAGACGUGCCCUGCGAAGAGAUGCUGGCGUGUAUCAGUGUCACACAAUGGAACACGGAUUUACCCAAACCCUCCUCGCCAUCACGUUGGAGAUCCUGCCUUCGAGUGGCUCCGCACCUGCCGCUGUCAACCCUCGCAGCCCUGGCCACUCCCACGGCCAGUCCACUAAUCAAAAGCUGUGGUACCGGGACUUCAUGCAGCUGGUGGAUCACCCCAACCUGAGCACAGUCGAUCAGAUCUGCGAGCAGGUCUGGUCUCGCAAGCACAGCCUAUCGGGAAAAAGCGCUCCAGAUCCAGCCAGUGAGGCUCCAGGACAUGACCCUUUGAACUCUAAUCAUAAAAAAUGGAAGCACCUGAAGGAAGUGAGGAAGGGGCGAAAUCGCAGAACACAUGAUGGAAGACCCGCCCCCCGAGCUCCUCGGAGUGCAGGAGAGUAGCGAAGGGUAGCGAGAGAGACUGAGAGACCAAAAAACAAAAGAGAGAUCACUGGAGACGGACAGAUUCCUACGCAGCAUCUCAUUUAAAGACUGUUUAUAGCCUAAAACACGUGUUCUGCUUCUUAUUAUCCCCCCUCCCCCGGACACCAUUCUGCUACCCAAUCCACACUACUGCCCUGUCUGCCUAUUCCUAAAGCAACUGCCUGCUAUCAGUCUUUAUAUACUCUUGAUGUCUUCAUCUCUCGUCUAAAGACCCAAUCUAGUGCCCCAUGACCCCAAUUCCGCCUAUAGCCCCAGCUUCUUUUACUCCAGCCUCAGUUUACGGCGCUGUCAGUUCCUAAUGAUUACCCGAAGCUCACGCUUGAAGUCAUUUACCCGCACACACAAAACCAAGAAGGCUUUGGCCCACUCUCGUGAAUUACAACUGGAGGACAAAUGCAUGCAUGCACCGUGUAGUUCAGUAAACGGUAAACAGACAUUUAGUGAGUUCAUGUGUACUUGUGUGUGUGUUUUAACUGUCUGUUGUACAACGUGUGUUGGGUAGAUUAGAUUCUUCUUUAACUUUGGCCUUGAAACAGAGACCGCAUAGAAACUGACUCACCAGCACCAGAUGAACAUCCUCACCUUCUUCCACUACUUGAAAACUUGCAUACUUAAACAUUUCAAGCAAGCAAAAGACUAAAAAGAAGAAAAUGACAAAACGGUUGUUACUAAAAGUGUGCUUUUUGGUGAAAGUUUUUCAUGCCACCGUAUGUACAUACCUAAAGAGGUUAGUGAGCUUUACAGUCUGCUAAGUAUUUCUGAUGUUGUGUGUUGUAUGAGACUGACCUGGACAUACAGUAGCAUUCAUAAAGUAUACAGUGGCAUUAUGGAUAAAAUGGUCUAACACCCGAGGACGAAAUCUACAAAAAAAAACUUUUGUAUUUAACUUAAAGCCCACCAUUAUCCGGCUGACCUCUAAAAAGGCAAAACGGUCAUGUUGUGUUUGAAACAGAAAAGUUUCCUGAUUUUAUAUACCAUGUUCAAACGAAUACGUGUUCUAUAAACAUAAACAUCCUAGUGUAUGUAUAUUGUAUGUUGGCACAUAACUUAGGAAACAGUCCCAGAUCAUCUCUUAAAACAAAUAACAAUGACAUAAUUUCCUCUUUCAUAUCCUUGACGAAUAUUUAAUAUAUUUGAUAUGUGUAUCCAAUGGUCCAAAUUUCAAAUGCAAAUCCAGCAGUGUUGGAUUUGUUAGUAGCCUAAAUACAUGUUUACAAACGUAAUGCCAGUUUUCCAAACUUAAUUGAAAAUGGGGCAUAUACUGUAGGUGCGAACUCGAACUUCAAAAGUAAAAAUUGGAAUCAUUCUACAAAUUUACAUAAUCUAUUUAUAUAUUUGAAAGUUAAAUAGAUUUGACCAGUAAAGGCACAAAUGUUUUAAGGAGAGUUGUAUGUGUUGGUGACGUCAAGGGUUAAGCACGCCCUCUUCUGGUGAUUGCCAAGAGUUCAUGUUGGCACUGUAAAAUAAUCUAUUCCGAUUCAUUUUACACAGAUAAGAAUGUUUCUGGGUGAAUAUGGUGGAUUAUCAUGUGGUAGUAUUUAUAUCCGUUUUCAAAAUGUUUUUAUUUUUGCAUGACUUCGAAACGUCUUGGUGAGCGUGUUUACAAUGGAAAACCCAUGUUUUAAAACUAGGUUAUCUGGUGUUUUCAUUGUAUAUUUAUAAGACUCGAUAAGCUAUGUGUUGUGGUAGUUCUAAAACCGACCUACAUGUGUAAUGUUCGUUUUGAUAGAGAAAUCAUGCUUGUGUAUAUUUUGAAAUUCCUUUCCCUUCUUAUUAACACAUAUUUAAAACUAACACACUACAUUUGAAAGUCACUUGCCAAAUAGUCUUUUAAAUGUCUCUUCUCAAAAACAAACAUCCAAAGCCUUUCCGACUCUUUAAUUAGACUCUUCUCAGUUUUUGAGAUAGUGUAAGAGCGUAUGUGUGUGUCUCAGUGUGAGAGCGAUUGUGUGUGUUUAUGCCAUUAAAUAUUAGAACUUCUCUAAAUGGGGAACAAGAGCAAGUUUCAUUUUGUUGACAGGUCAAAGGUCGAAGACCAAAGUUGACGUGAACACUGUAUUACUCCCUGAGUUUCUUUCUCUGGAUUGUUGGAUCAGACUGUAAUUCAUUAACACAAUAAAACAUGCAGUUACUUCAAAAUAAUUACACAACAACGUGACUUUUUGAUAAACAAGUGUGUAAACCAUUGUGUUGUAGCACAAUUUCACCACUCGAGUGCACUGUUGUACAAGCGUAUUACAGCUGGUAGAGUAGAUUAUAUUGUAACUUUCUAUAAACGAUGAAACUCACUUUCAUACGUGUAAUUUGUAUUUAAAAAAAAAAAAUACUGUGUAUGGGAAACCUAAAGCCCGGUAUAAUAAAAUCUAGUUAACAUUUCCACUGUUUCCACAGGCUUUUCAACAGCAGAUAUGAUAUCAAGUUUUAUAUCAUAUCACGUAGUCUAUUUAAAUCUAACAGAAGAUGGUAAUGUUGUUGUAAACCCUUUUUAAAAAGUUAAAUGUUUAUAAAUGUUAUAUGAACUUAUGAAAUGUUGUCUUAAAUAAAUGCAUGAAGACUUUUAACAAACAAAAAGACAAUACAUUAUUAAAUAAUAAUAAAUAAAACAGAUGUAAAAAUGACCAGCAGUGCUGUAUAAUAGUCUUUUCAAUCAGUCUGUUAUCAAGUUAACAUUAAAAAACUGAAAAGAAUGCAGUCAUGUAAAUAAAUAAAUAGACCACUUAGAUGUUUCUAAAGUCUUAAUGUUUGAUGAAAACAAUAUGGUAUUGCAUAAUAUAUACUUAAAGCCAAUAAAUGUAUCUAUACAAAAGCCACACAAAAUAAAUCGUGCAGAGCCCUGUUUAAAUUCCAUUUCUUUCCCUAAAAGUCCAUUUGUUCUAUUUUAAUUCUUCUAGAUGUUUUCUGUAAUACUAUUGUAUAUCGUAGGCUUAGAAUGUUGUACUUAUACUAUUCCAUCACUAUGAUAUACUACAGUAUACUAAUAGUAACUAAUACAGAUUAUG
Messenger RNA from Triplophysa rosa, 6006 nucleotides. RefSeq names its product sema domain, immunoglobulin domain (Ig), short basic domain, secreted, (semaphorin) 3B (gene sema3b). Gene Ontology annotation, biological process: axon guidance; negative regulation of axon extension involved in axon guidance; semaphorin-plexin signaling pathway. The transcript is spliced from 18 exons. The record is from RefSeq and is a predicted model, not a curated record. The coding region runs from base 629 to 2965 and encodes 778 amino acids. Gene Ontology annotation, molecular function: chemorepellent activity; semaphorin receptor binding. NCBI's taxonomy places the organism in Eukaryota, Metazoa, Chordata, Actinopteri, Cypriniformes, Nemacheilidae.